This is a messenger RNA of Paraphaeosphaeria sporulosa, 1494 nucleotides long. RefSeq names its product glutathione transferase. Gene Ontology annotation, molecular function: glutathione transferase activity. The record is from RefSeq and is a predicted model, not a curated record. Gene Ontology annotation, cellular component: cytoplasm. The transcript has 4 exons. Bases 302 to 1291 code for a protein of 329 amino acids. Lineage: Eukaryota; Fungi; Ascomycota; Dothideomycetes; Pleosporales; Didymosphaeriaceae.
UACAGAAUCAUGCACCCACUGCGAUGUAGGAUAGGCGAUCGAAGUAUCGUCAACAUGCGCUCGCGUGACCCUGCACCCAUACUCUGCGUCAAGAUUGACUGCACAAACUCUCUAUUCGGUGCAGUACCCUCUAGGGCGAAGUAUACUAAUCAUCAAUGGAUCCUUGCGGGGCAUAAUAUUUGUUUUGUAAUCAUGCACACAAAACCCCAAGGCUGCCUUUGCUUGCACGGCUCGAGAGAGAACCUAUCGCGCUGCCAGACACAGUCACGAAUUCACACCAAAGGAGUUUUCACCACGCAAGAUGACUACCACGAAGCUCGAAACGCAACCUUCAAACCCACUUCCAUUCUGUGGGGACCCUCCAGAGGCCAACGGUCUAUACCAGCGAUUUUCACGAUUCCGCUCUUUUGUGCCUUCGAAACACUUCCCCGCGGAGAAGGAUCGCUAUGUAUUAUAUAUCAACUACACCUGUCCUUGGUGUCAUCGCGCAGUGAUUGUUCAUGCUUUGAAGGGCCUGGCAAAUGUAGUGCAGGUUGUCGAGGUUGACGGGCGUGAUCCGACGCAUGGUUGGUUCUUUGGCGGCGCCCGGGGCCCUUCUCGGGAUCCUAUUCACGGCUUCAAGUGGUUAAGGGAGUUCUAUUCGAUGGCUGACCCUCAGUACAUCGGAAGAAUAACUGUUCCUAUGCUCUGGGACAAGAAAAAUCGCACCGUUGUCAAUAAUGAAAGCAGCGAAAUUACGCGUAUACUCAUUGAUGGCUUCGAUCAGUUCCUACCCGCCGAACGUCAAGAAGCAAACAAGGGUGCUUCUGCCCUUAUUCCAAGUAAUCUCCGAAAUGACAUAGACCAGCUGAACGCUUGGGUAUAUGACAAUAUAAACAAUGGUGUCUAUAAGGUUGGGUUUGCAACGACACAAAUGGCGUAUAAUGAGCACGUUGUACGGCUGUUCCAAGCUCUCGACAAGCUGGAACAACACCUCACGCAGACUAAUCACCAACCUUUCCUCUUCGGUAACCAUAUCACCGAGGCCGACAUUCGUCUCUACACUACGCUGAUCCGCUUCGAUGUGGCAUACUACACCAUGUUCAAAUGCAAUCUCAAGAUGAUCCGCACUGACUACCCACGUCUACAUCACUGGCUCCGGACACUUUACUGGAGCGAAUGCCCCGAGACUGGGGGAGGGGUGUUCAAAAGGACUACCUUGUUUGAUGUUAUCAAACGGGGGUAUUCGUCCAUUACGGCUGGAAACGGGAUUGUACCUAUCGGGCCCAUGCCCAACAUCAUGCUGCUGUGAAGUGGCGUCAGCAGAACCUACGUUUUUUGUUCAUAUACCUGUUCCUAGCAGGAGUAUGGCGUCCUUGGUCGAUUGCGUCUCGAUUUUCUACCAUCAAUCGCAGAGUCGUCCUUUUGGCUCCCACCAUGUCGAUACCGAACGCUACGUUAUAAUCAACGUGUAGUACUGAUUCCACCACUUAUGCUGAAGUUCCAAGGUCCUGC